UUUAUGUAGAAAGUAAAUGUCACGUGCAUCUCCAGGUUAGUUAGUCCUCAUCUCUUUAGAUAGCAAUAAGACUACAGCAACCUGCUCUUCUUGACUGAACUCUCACAAAAAGAAGUAAAGAAAAGAAAAAAGGAAACAUGAAAAAGCGAGAUCAUCUGUGCCUAUUAUCUGAUUGGCUGUCUCCGAAGCCAACAGCAUUGCCCACCCACAUGUUUAUAUGAAUCGUUGAUCAUUUGUGGAGUCCUCCCACUGAGAGAGGAUCUGUGCCGCGAUCGAGCGCUCAUGGCAGCUAAUGAUUAUCGCGCUUACCUGCGGAAUCAUAUCGAUAUGGAAGAGGCUCCGGGGCGCGCUGCGCACACGGGAUCCACGCACAGAGCGCUCAUAUUCGGCACGCUCGCUGUCAUGGGACUGCUGCAGGUCGCGUCGAGUGUGGCGAUUUUGUUGCACUUAACCGGUUAUCUGCGAGAGGUCGACCUUGCCUCAGCCCAGCAGAGUCCUAAUGAGGAAAUGCACAGUGAAACCUUAAUAGCUGAUACACUCAAAAGUAUUAAGGAGAGGAAGGACAAAUGUCGACUAAAAAAGGACACACGCAUGCCGGCAGCUCACCUUCCCAUCAAGACGCCCACUAAUUUUUCAGCCAAAAAUCGAAAUUCUAUAACCACGAUCACCUGGGAUGAUAAUCAAGGGAUGAAUUUUAAGAUGAGAUACCAUGACGGAAGAAUUCAAGUGGAAGAAGCUGGCUAUUACUAUGUAUAUGCCAAGACCUGCUUUCGAUACGCUGAAGAUCACGACUCGAGCAAAGAGGACGUCAGCAAUGUACAGUUGUUUCAAUACAUUUUUCAAGAGAAAUUUACGCAGUCUGCAGGUCCAGCUAUUCUCCUUACAAAAAGUGGCGGCACUGUGCAGUGGAACAUCGCGAAGUACAACAUGUACUGCGUGGAGCAGGGCAGAGGUAUCCAACUGAAUAAUGGCGAUGGUAUUUAUGUCAAUGUAUCCAAUGCAUGGCUACUGGAUCCAACAGCUGACGGGACGUAUUUUGGAACUUUUAAGAUAAGCAAUUGAUUUGCAUCAUUUUUGCUACUGAACAUGUUAAUGCACAUUUUGCAACCUUACAAACUUUUUUUAAAGUGACCAUGAACCACUGAGCACUUGUUUUUGAUCACUGACUUUUGAAUUUUUGUUCAAUAUAGAUGACUUUUAAGAGCACAUUAUAACUUUGAACACUUCUCAAUUGUGCCAUUGAAGCUCUUAAGGACCAGCACUAGAAAACCAAGAAUGGACUCAGGCCUCUGUCUGUGUUUUUAUAGUUAAGUACCAAUACUGGCAAUGAGGGGCGCCAUAAAGGGGUGAAGGUUAGGACGAUUCCAAGGGCCCUGACCAGAGAGGGGGCCCGACGCAAUCCCUGGGACGCGAUCGCAAUUUCAACAGGAGCCAAGACAAAAACUUUCCAAGGGGCAGAAAAGUGCCAGAAAAGUGCCCCUACUGGUAAUGGGUAUCAGUCCAAUACUGGUACCCAUACUCUUAAAAUGCUCCAAAAGUCAUAAACCGUGCAACAAAUCACAGUGGUGGAGACAUGCUGGACAGUCCUAGUAAAGUAUGCCAAAUCUCAGUAGUCUGCUGUGACCUUCACAACAGAGGGAAAACAUACAAACUAAGUGCUCAAAUUUAGUUCGAAUCAUACUCAGUAUGAACUUCUGGUUCAUUGAAGUGUUUUAUAAAAGCAAUAACCCAUUUGCAGCCUUAGCCAUAGUGAUGUAAUGUUAGCUGUAAGAACCAAAAAGUAACUGCCUUAAGAUAGUAAUAAACGAUGACAUGCCAGUGCAUCACUAGUUUAUGAAUUUCAUAAUUACAUUUAUUGAUUGGAUUAAGAUAUAAAACAGUCUGAUUACCAUGAAAUGUUUCAUUCUAACAAGCAUGGCUACGUUGAACUUUGUAAAAAUGAUCAUGCAGAAUCUCUAAGAGACAACUGAAUUGUGCCAAACUGGUGAAUAGACACUUCCUACAAUUUCACCCACUUUACUAAUGAAUUUCACUGUUGGACAUUUAGAGCUGCCCUUUGGUUUUUUUAAUGGUGUUAAAAAUUGAUUUCUUGAACAAAACGUAUACAAACAUUCAGCAAAAAUCAAGGCAGCUGGACUGUCUUUGACUCGGUGUGAGAAGCGAUGUGCAGAACCAAACUGAGUUUGGUUCGCUCUAAUUUAAUUUUUUUUUCUUCUUUUUUUAUGCAUUAAGUGUAUUUAUUUAUUUUUUGUGAUGAUAGAAUGUUUGUCAAAUGUUCUGUCUGUUGUACAGUUUUGUAGUCUAUAUAAUUGUAUAAUUGCCUUUAUUCGAUACUUCAAGAGGUUUUGGAUAAAGGGCAUUGACUUUAGGUCAGUUAUACAUGCGCUUUUGUCCCAGGCACAGGACUCCUGUUUAAAGCAGAGAUGGAUUAGUUUCUCACUAAGAAACUUUGUAUUUAAGUAAAAUUCAUUUGACAAAUUCUGUGUGCAAAUGUUUGUGGACAGCAGAAUAUAUUGUUACCAACCCAAAGCAAGCCUAAAAUGGUUUGCAGCCUUAAAGUCUACAUUUUUUUUGUUCAUAUGUUAGCAAAAGUUUUGUUUAAUUAUGUUUAUUUAUACUAUUCUACCUAAUAAAGAUAAUUUUCUAAAUAAAACAUCAUUUUGUUAAUGAAAAAUACUUUUGAUAAUGUGAUGUGCUUAACGCUUUUCAUAUUUAUCAUGCUUUCCACCUCCCAGGCAUUCAUAGUUUACAUAUGCGUUAUGGUUAUUUUAAUAUUGCUUCGACAAAGAAAAAGUCCAGGCGGUUCCCAGCAUUAACUGGCUCCUCUCUGGAUGUGACAGCUAAAGUAAAUGUUUGGUCUUUCCUUUCUUUGUGGUAUUGUCAAGAAAACGGGUGAAUUACGCUAGCUGUGAGGUGGGAACACGGUCAUCCUUAAAAUAAUAUCCACCCUUUAGAGACGGUUGUUUUAUCCUCUAAUUCAUUGCAGAUAUUUGGACCAAAAUUUAGCUUGGACCUCUUCUAUGCUGAGAGAAUAGAAGUAGGAGAACAAAAACAAAACAGCAUCCCAUUGUGUAUUUCUCAAGUUUAACUCAAGUUAACAGAUUGGUUUGAGAGGAACUCGCAGGGCUAGUGCUCAUCACUCAACAAAGCCAGCUGAAUUGAAAGCACUGUGGUCUGUGAAUCCAAGGGUGAUGUGGCCACAUAUGAAGCUUGACCUCAAUAUUGCAAUUUUUAAGGGGAGGGAAAAAAAUGCAACC
Carassius auratus (goldfish) is the source of this 3257-nucleotide messenger RNA. Its product is annotated as tumor necrosis factor ligand superfamily member 11-like. The transcript has 4 exons. Bases 283 to 1062 code for a protein of 259 amino acids. The record is from RefSeq and is a predicted model, not a curated record. Gene Ontology annotation, molecular function: tumor necrosis factor receptor binding. Gene Ontology annotation, cellular component: membrane. Gene Ontology annotation, biological process: immune response. NCBI's taxonomy places the organism in Eukaryota, Metazoa, Chordata, Actinopteri, Cypriniformes, Cyprinidae.